This is a messenger RNA of Aureobasidium subglaciale EXF-2481, 264 nucleotides long. RefSeq lists its product as uncharacterized. Bases 1 to 264 code for a protein of 87 amino acids. Lineage: Eukaryota; Fungi; Ascomycota; Dothideomycetes; Dothideales; Saccotheciaceae. The transcript is spliced from 2 exons. The record is from RefSeq and is a predicted model, not a curated record.
AUGCCUCCCACAACAGAAACUAGCACCACCUUGACCUUGGCCGAACUCACAGAAGAGGAGCGCAAGACCUGUCAAAAGACUGUGCGUCCCAACUGUAUGACGUUCAAUGAUGCAAAGGGACGAGAGUACAGCAUCCAUAUACCACUUGAGAGAUACGAUGAAGCUCUCAAGUUCUUCAUCGACUCGAACUGGGACGAGCUAAAGAAGUUUGACAAGUGGAACAAUCAAUCGUACAAGGACCAUGAGAUUAUGGUUGAUAAAUAA